Messenger RNA from Penaeus indicus, 1458 nucleotides. RefSeq names its product glutamate receptor 1-like. Bases 1 to 1458 code for a protein of 485 amino acids. NCBI's taxonomy places the organism in Eukaryota, Metazoa, Arthropoda, Malacostraca, Decapoda, Penaeidae. The transcript has 12 exons. The record is from RefSeq and is a predicted model, not a curated record. Gene Ontology annotation, cellular component: membrane. Gene Ontology annotation, molecular function: ligand-gated monoatomic ion channel activity.
AUGAACGCCAGGCCCAAUGAAACCACCUCCUGCCUCAAAAUCGGCAUCGAGCAGUGGGCUCCAUACGUAAACUUCAUAUAUGGAGAGGCACCCAACUAUCAAGUCACCGGUACAUCAGUGGAAAUCAUUGAUAUGAUUUCGCGACAUCUGAAUACUUGCUACGAGUUUGUAGUGGCUAAGGAUCGUGUAUUUGGUACGCAGCUUCCCAAUGGGUCCUGGACAGGCUUGAUGGGCUUAAUAACACGAAGGGAAGUGGACAUGACGGCUGUGGUCUUGUCAGUAGACUACCUGCGAGAUCGAGCGGUUGACUUCAGCGUGCCACUUUAUGUAGACCAACAGGCGGUGGGUUACAAGCGACCUGUCUUCGAAGCCGAUAUGCUAGGAUUCGUUAAACCUUAUACGUACGAGUUGUGGUUUUUGCUAUUGACAACUGUGGUGCUGGCGUUUGGCUGCACAUUCAUGAUUCAGCUCUUUCAGGUCAGGAGGACGUUCAGUGGAAAACCCGGUCAUGACACGGAAAUUACUAAAAAGGAAACCGUGAAAAGCAUGUGGGCUGUGUCCUUAUGGAUUCUCGGCGCUCUCCUUGCCCAAUCGGUGCCGUCCGAGUGUAAAGGAAACUCGGUGAGGUUCAUCCGAGGGCUGUGGCUCCUCUCCGCCCUCAUCAUCGGCUCCGUGUACCGCUCCAACCUCAAGGCCAUGCUGAUUCUGCCCAGACUGCGCCUGCCUUUCAAUAGCUUGGAGGAGCUCGUGGAGACCGACAUCCCGACUUACGUGUACGAGGAUAUGACUUUAAGAGCAAAAAAUGCGCAUCAAAAUUUCAUCCGACACAAUAGCGCGGCACCGGGGACGUCCCUCUACAAGCUGAGGAAGCAGGCCCUCGUCCGCAGGGAUGUGUUGACAAUGGUGAACGAGGUCUCGGAGGGCGCCUACGCUGCUUUCUUCGGGAAGAAGGCCUUUGAGUCGAUCAUUCAUCAUAUCUAUGGCACGAAACCAGACAACCAACAGACAUUAAUUCCACGUCAGUCAAGAAAGCUCGCCAAGACCUGUCUCGUAUUACAGCAGGGGACGUGUCCUUUGUACAUGGCCAAGGGGACGGUCUUCACCACGAGCCUCUGCCUUGCGUUUCCCAAAGGAUCACCGCUCGUCAAGAAAGUAAAUCCCCUACUCUAUAGGAUGAAGGAAUCUGGCAUCUUAAAUCACAUGUACCUUCAUGGCUUGUCGAAUUACACCAAAUGUCUUCAGUCGGGCUUGGUGUCGCCCUCGAAAGGUCUCAGACCCUUCGAGUUGGAGGACUUCUACGGCGUGUUCUGCGUGUACUUUGGGGGUGUGAUCUCCUCGGUGCUCGUGUUUCUCCUGGAGCUGGCGGUGCCUCUCAAGCACUUCAGCUCCAACGUCUGCAGAGGAAAGGCGGAGCAAGGUCACCCAGACCCCAGUCCAGCCUCCCUCGCCAAUGCUUGA